AUGGUGAGUGGUAUUGAUAUUAACCAUAAAUAUGACCGAAAGGUCCGAAGAACGGAACCUAAAUCACAAGAUGUGUAUCUCCGUUUGUUAGUAAAGUUGUACAGACUUUUGGCCAGAAGAACUAAGGCCAAGUUCAACAAAAUAAUAUUGAGAAGAUUGUUUAUGUCAAGAAUUAACAGACCUCCCAUAUCUUUGGCCAGAGUAACGAGGUUCAUGAAAAAACCUGGACGACUAGGAAGAAUAGCCGUUAUUGUUGGCACUGUCACAGACGAUCAGAGAAUUUAUAAAAUACCCAAAAACCUCAUAUGUGCAUUGAGAGUUACUGAAAGAGCAAGAGCUAGAGUUUUAGAAAAUGGAGGAAAAAUUAUGACAUUUGACCAAUUGGCAUUAAAAUCUCCAUUAGGAAAAAACACAGUUUUAAUGCAAGGUCCCAGAAAUGCCAGAGAAGCUGUCAAACACUUUGGAAGAGCUCCUGGUGUUCCUCGCAGUCACGCUAAGCCUUACGUUCGUUCUAAGGGACGAAAAUUUGAAAGGGCUCGUGGAAGAAGGAAAAGUUGCGGCUAUAAAAAAUAG
Pediculus humanus corporis (human body louse) is the source of this 573-nucleotide messenger RNA. RefSeq names its product 60S ribosomal protein L18, putative. Gene Ontology annotation, molecular function: structural constituent of ribosome; RNA binding. Gene Ontology annotation, cellular component: ribosome; cytosolic large ribosomal subunit. Gene Ontology annotation, biological process: translation. The coding region runs from base 1 to 573 and encodes 190 amino acids. Lineage: Eukaryota; Metazoa; Arthropoda; Insecta; Psocodea; Pediculidae. The transcript has 5 exons. The record is from RefSeq and is a predicted model, not a curated record.